AUGUCUUCAAAUGAUGGAGAGAAUUCUUCAAAUAUUUCAAAUACAGAAUAUAACAAAAAUGCUAAUCCAUUUUAUCCCAGUUCAUACAAUUAUUCAUAUUUCGUAAGAUUUUCAAACUUACCAUUAGAUGUAAAUGAAUCCCAUUUGAGGAACUUAUUGGACUCAAUUAUUAUGAGUAAUUUUGAUGACAAUAGUCCGCAGCUAAAUCAAUAUAAAAUUGUGCAAUUCGAUAAUAAUAAUGUUCAUAAUGAUAAUCAAAAAUGUUUUGCAAUUAUUGAAAUUCUGCAUUGGGACUUUGGGGUUAGAUUAAUCGAAAUCAUGAAUGGUUACGAAUGGCUACUGAAGCAAUUGGAAGCUAAAAUUGUUCCAAAUGAUACGUAUGAUAACCUGAGCUAUGCUUCACUGGACAGAAAUAAUUCCUAUUAUAAUGGCUACUAUUCUAACUAUGCGUUUACCCCUGUUGCGCCCAUGAACUACAACUACAUGCCUUCUCCACAGCAUUCAGCACAGAUGUAUCAGGCACAACAUCAAAACAGUUAUCCUAAUUCGUAUAUAUCAAGAAGAUCGAGUAAAUCUAGUGAAUCUCGAAGGAAUUCAAGAAAUAGUACUUCUUCGUCCAAGCCGCUACCAUCUUUUAUAACAAACCUUGUCAACGAAAAUGCGAAUGAUUCUGAUGGUAGCAAAUCGGAUGUUACAAAUGAUGGCAACCUUCCUUCCUCAAGCGAAUUCAUAGUGGUCAAAAAUGACGAAGGACAGUCGAUAAAAGUUAAUCCGUGCAGACUAUUUAUAGGAAAUAUUCCGUUUUCUUCUACAUGGACAACGUUGAAAAAUUUCUUAGUCCUGAAGUGUCAUGAAAUAGAGCCAAAGAACAAUAUACAAAUCUUGCGAGUGGAAAUUCCCAUGCAACUGUUGACGUCCCAGUAUAAUUCUAACACUACACCCAAUUCUGGUCUUAACGUUAACCUAAACAAGCUCAAUAACUAUCAAUUCUUGUCUUCGUUUAUAUCUGGCAAUGUUGAUCACUCAAUUGGUGGACGCAUGGAUGACCCGAAUACCCAACCGCCUAGAGGAUUGAGCAGGGGCUUUGCAAUAGUGACCACAGGAAAUAAAGAAUCGCUGGAUAAAUUAAUCGAAUAUUUUGAUAAUGUUGAAUUCGAAAGCCGGUCCUUAACUGUUCGCUAUGAUAAAUUUCCUGACUUUAAUAAUUAUAUUUUGCAGCAAUUGAACACCGACAAUAAUAGAGGUAACUUUAAGGAACCUUCCAUAAGUAGCCUUGCUUUUGAAAGAAAUCUGUUUCAACAAAAGAUUUACUAUGGCAACACAGGCUACCCAUCUAUGGUUAAUAGCUAUUUACCCUACCCUGUCUACUACAACAACCCGAUGUAUUACCCUGCCAUGAACUACCCUGGCCCCAUGCCUAGUCAUCCACAAUAUCCACCUCUGGGUCCAAAUCAUCAUCCUCCCCAGCCAUCAAACUAUACUAGUUCCCCCUUGAAUGGAUAUAGACAUAUUCAAUCCCAAAAUUGGCCCCCUUCAAACGCCUCUCGGCACGACAUACCGAGAAACAAAAUUCAUUCAAGCCCACCCAAUGAGAGCACUAGAACCUCUAGAAAGGGCGUCGAUACACCACAACUAAGUGACGAUGAAAAGGCAAGGGAGCUAGUCAACUCCUUCAGAUCUUUGGGUUUGUCAUCGAACUAA
This is a messenger RNA of Debaryomyces hansenii CBS767, 1701 nucleotides long. RefSeq lists its product as uncharacterized. Bases 1 to 1701 code for a protein of 566 amino acids. Gene Ontology annotation, molecular function: mRNA binding. Gene Ontology annotation, cellular component: cytoplasm; nucleus. The record is from RefSeq and is a predicted model, not a curated record. The transcript has a single exon. NCBI's taxonomy places the organism in Eukaryota, Fungi, Ascomycota, Pichiomycetes, Serinales, Debaryomycetaceae.